This is a messenger RNA of Coprinopsis cinerea okayama7#130, 611 nucleotides long. RefSeq lists its product as hypothetical. NCBI's taxonomy places the organism in Eukaryota, Fungi, Basidiomycota, Agaricomycetes, Agaricales, Psathyrellaceae. The transcript is spliced from 2 exons. The record is from RefSeq and is a predicted model, not a curated record. Bases 1 to 495 code for a protein of 164 amino acids.
AUGGGCGUUAGCGACAGCGACCUCGACGAGAAGAAACCCCUACUCAACGAACAGGAGAGCAACGACGAGGUUGAUGACUCAAAAACCAAGGAAAAGGAGCCUGUGUCGGAUGAAGAACACAGCGAUUCUGAGGACGAAAAGUCCGAACCACAACCGCAACGCCCUGCUUCUCCUGACCCACGAUUCAACCCACCACCACCAUCACCCUUGAAACGCUUCCUGUUGAUUGUCUUUGUGACGUUCUUGCUCUGGCUGGCUUAUGCACUGAGGCAACACCACAUCAGGAAGAAGAAUAAACCACAGAUCAUCUACGCGUCGCGGUAUUCGAAGGAGUACAAAUACCGACCGGCAGCGAGCCCUAUUAUCACGGAGACGCUGAAGGAUGGGAGGAUUAGGAUUAGAGGGGCUUCACCGGAACCGACCCAGCCUCCUCCCCCUCCUCCCCCACCCAAGAAACGGAGAACGCGCAGAAGGAGGAAGGCGAAGAAGCACUAGUGCAUCGAGGCUUGGGGUCCACUCCAUCAUUAUACCCAACCAUCACAUUAUCUUAGUAUGGUCAUUUCGUGGGGUUAGUCCAGACGCCAGACGCCAAUCUAAUUGACAUUCAUUUA